Penicillium pulvis is the source of this 1608-nucleotide messenger RNA. RefSeq names its product Major facilitator superfamily domain general substrate transporter. The coding region runs from base 1 to 1608 and encodes 535 amino acids. The transcript has 8 exons. NCBI's taxonomy places the organism in Eukaryota, Fungi, Ascomycota, Eurotiomycetes, Eurotiales, Aspergillaceae. The record is from RefSeq and is a predicted model, not a curated record. Gene Ontology annotation, molecular function: transmembrane transporter activity. Gene Ontology annotation, biological process: transmembrane transport.
AUGGUGCAACCUGAGCCAGAGAAACCUCCACAGGAAGCGCAGGAGGAUGAAGAUCUGGAUGAUGGCGAUUACAUCACCGGAUUCAAGCUGUGGGCCAUCUUGAUAUCAGGAACUCUUGUACAGUUCGUGAUGAUGCUGGAUCAGUCAAUCAUUGCGACGGCUGUUCCGUAUAUCACGGAUGAGUUUCACUCUCUUCUUGAUGUGGGUUGGUAUGGAAGUGCAUAUCAACUAGCGAGCGCUGCUUUUCAACCUUUGACUGGCAAGCUUUACACAUACCUGCGAAUCAAGUGGACUUUCUUUGCCUUCUUUUUCGUUUUUGAGCUUGGAUCGUUGCUUUGUGCCAUUGCGCAAUCCUCCAAGAUGUUGAUUGUAGCACGCGCCAUUGCCGGUCUGGGUGGUUCAGGUCUGCUGAACGGUGGUCUUACGAUGAUCUCCGCCUGCCUGCCCAAGCACAAACGUCCAGCAGCAAUGGGGAUGAUUAUCUCUAUUGGGCAAUUGGGCCAAGCACUGGGGCCCCUGAUUGGAGGAGCUUUUACUGAAAAAGUAACAUGGCGAUGGUGCUUUUACAUCAAUCUCCCAGUCGGUGGGGUCGUCCUCGCCCUCCUCGCUACACUCGACAUCCCUGACCGCAUCGCCAAACCAGACUUUCGAACCCUCCUCCGCACCAUUAUCACAACGCUCGACAUUCUCGGUUUCCUUAUAUUCGCCCCUGCCGCCAUCAUGUUCUUCCUCGCUCUCCAGUACGGCGGCAAUCAAUACGCAUGGAACAGCGCUACGGUGAUAGGCCUACUUGUUGGUGCUGGAUUUACGUUUCUCGUAUUCCUGGGCUGGGAGUACUACCGCGGCGACAAUGCUAUGAUUCCGCUCUCGAUGUUGAGGAAGCGAAUCAUUUGGUCGAGCUGUUUGACCAUGUUUUUCAUCACGGGUGUAUUAACCUGCGGAGCGUAUUAUCUGCCUAUUUAUUUCCAGGCGGUUCAGGGAGCGUCGCCGAUUAUGAGUGGUGUUUAUUACUUACCCAAUAUUUUGCUCCAGAUCACCAUGGCUAUGUUAUCUGGAGUCAUGGUCCAGAGGUUUGGCUUUUACCUACCAUGGGUGGUUGGAGGAACAGCAUUAGCGAGUAUUGGGUAUGGACUGCUUACGAUGCUCACACCUACAUACAAGACCGCAAACCGGGUUGGAUUUCAGAUUCUGGCUGGUGCAGGCUUGGGCAGUGCUGCUGCGAUGCCUUUCGUUGCCGUUCAGAAUUUAAUGCCUCAUGCCCAAAUUUCUGUCGCCAUGGCGAUUUUGGUCUUUUCCUUGAACUUCGGUGGAGCCACUUUCCUUACAUUUGCCGAAACAGAUUUCAGCCAAAGUCUAACCGUUGCAAUCUCAAAAUACGCACCUGGAGCAAAUUCAAGUGCCAUUAUUGCUGCUGGCGCAACAGGGUUUCGAAGUGUCGUUCCGGCGAGUCAAUUGGUUGGCGUUUUGAAGGCUUAUAGCGAGAGUGUUGACCAUGUGUUUUAUUUGGUUUGUGCAUCUGCGGCGGCGGCAUUUUGUUGUGCUUGGGGUAUGGGGUGGCAGGAUAUUAGGAAGCCCAGACCCCAGGCGCAGGACCCGACAGGACCUUAA